This is a messenger RNA of Aedes albopictus (Asian tiger mosquito), 5584 nucleotides long. RefSeq names its product death-associated protein kinase related (gene Drak). The record is from RefSeq and is a predicted model, not a curated record. Gene Ontology annotation, biological process: intracellular signal transduction; protein phosphorylation; positive regulation of apoptotic process. Gene Ontology annotation, cellular component: nucleus. Gene Ontology annotation, molecular function: protein serine/threonine kinase activity; ATP binding. NCBI's taxonomy places the organism in Eukaryota, Metazoa, Arthropoda, Insecta, Diptera, Culicidae.
CACGGACGGGACGGGACGGAAUCUGAUCUGCUGUUGAACACUGACUGAAACUGAACAUCAGUGAAGUGUACGAGUGGAAAGACCAACCGAGAGUGCGGUGAGUCAGUCAGAAUCGAACGUUGUUCGCAGUUGGACGCGCACGCAGCACCAAUAGGAAUAUUAUUACACCAUACACACUAAUUUCGUUUUACAAGUUCUUAGUUAGCAUUACUAGAAGUGUUGUAGUUCGUACGAUAUAGUUAGAAGCAAUCGAAUUCUAAUAAGAAGUACAGAAUAUUAUCUUUUGGCCAAAAACAGGAAUAAUAUUCUCCGCGGGCGGGCGUGGUGUUAAAACUGUUUCAUAAAUCGGAAAAAAAGUUUAUCCUGGUGAAUUGAAGCAAUCAGUUUUAUUUAUGGGAGAGUGAGAGUUGUCCCUGCUUACCGUACUGUGUUAGGUCCUCGGUGAAAAAGGAUCUGCCUCUCCCUGGUCAGGAAUCCUGACUGCCAUCAUAGCAUAUCGCGUGCGUGUGAGUUGAGUGGUGAGGUGGUGCGCCAGACAGUAGUGACGGGAAAAAUCAACAGACAGUCGAAUCUGGAAGAGUUUUUUUCCUGCCUUCUUUCGUCGUCACUCACUCGAUACCCACUUGCUGGUGUGUGAGUGUUGCGGGCACGUUUGUCUGUGAAAGGGUUUUGUGAAUGUGAAAGGCCCUCUGGCGGUGCUGCUGCAAUAAACAGAAAUUCAGCAAAGAGCACCGCACAUACCGAAGAAAACGGAAAAGUUGUGGAAGAAGUGGCGUUGGGCAGUGGGCUAGAAGAAGCGAGGAAGAGCGAGUCACGAUCAAGUCUUAAACAUCCGGUCUACUGCGAUCGUACAGAGGGAAUUGCCAUUAUCAGUGUGGAUUGCAACUUUUUUUGUGUGUCGCGAGAUUUAUCAACACUGAUUUUAAUCGGUGUCCGAAGCAAACAAGAUAAGCCGUUUCGGGACGGUGUGGUUCACGGGAGAUAAAAGGUGUUGAAUUUGCAGUCACAAAACAGCAACAGUCUGCUGUACGUUCCCUGGAAUAUAGUAGGCAGCGAUUCGGCCGUAUGUGUUCGUGUUUGCACAAAUACCCAUAGAAGGGGCUUAGAAAAGGCAAACUACACGCGACUGUAACGUAGCAGGCAGCAGCAGCAGCUGAGGCAAAAGAAACUCGAAAGCGAAAUUGUGUGAGUGUUGCAAGGGGCGAAAGAUAGCAACAGCAUCAGCAAUAGUGCAGCCAAUAACACAGAAACAUAAGGCAGGAUUGUUUUCGAUUUUGAGACGAAAAAUUCCGUGGAAAAAAUCGGGCAGGUGGCAAACAUUACACUUUUAUAAAAUCCGACGCGAAAUUUGCUUCAGUGUCGAAGGAGGAAUUUGUCAAGUGUUUGUCGCGUCAAAUGUUUCUCCUCCGUGGUGCAAGUUCAAGCAAAGUAGCCUGCUGCGACCCGUGUGUUUACAUUGAAGCUUGCCUUGGAAAUUAACAUAAGAGUCUCCGCCGUGUCGAGCUUCUGUGAGCUGUGUGUAGAAUUACUAUCGAAAUAGAAACCAAUCCCCGUGUCGAUCUGCGUCGACCUACCACCCCCUUGUGUAAAGCUCGUUUGGAGGUCACCACAAUCGUUUGAGUGAGAGUGCGUCGGGAGUGUGAAACCAAGUGCCAAUUCUUUCAUUAAGAAGAGAAAAAUAUUAGAUUUAUAGUAUAAGGAAAAUAUUCUAGAACCUGCCAAGUGAUUUGCAUCAGUGUCAGUCGGUUAAGUUUUUCCUGUUGCAAUAUUUUGCACCAAAACGAAUAGCUAGCUAUACGAGAUAAGAUUAGAAGGCGUGAAUAGAGAAGGCAGCAUGUUACUACCGGAAGGUUUUCGACACGUCGGCGAUGGCCGGCUGGACGUGGACGAGUCCCGGCUGCAGCAGUUGCGGGUCCAGCAGGACUUGGCCGAGAUCUACGACAUCGAGGAGAGCUGGUUUGCAAAAGGAAAGUACGGCAUCGUUCGGCGAGCGGUCGACAAGAAAACCGGCGUCAACUAUGCCGCCAAGUUCCUGCGCCGGCGGCGCCGCGGCCAGUGCUGCGCCAAGGAGAUCAACCACGAGAUAGCGGUGCUGAUGCUGUGCGCCAACUCGCAACACAUCGUGCGGCUGCACGCCGUCCACGAAACCCGCCAGGAAACCGCACUGAUUCUGGAACUGGCAACCGGUGGCGAACUGCAGACCAUGAUCGACAGCAAAGGGCAGCUUUCGGAAGCGAAAACUCGAACCUGUAUGCGCGAGAUUCUGCGCGCUCUGAACCACAUGCACAAGCAGUCCAUCGCACAUCUGGACCUGAAGCCGCAGAACAUCCUGCUCAGUGGCGGCGAUGUUGAAGAUGGUCUGAAACUGUGCGACUUCGGUAUCGCGCGUAUCGUCGAGGAUACGGGCAAGAUAUACGAGAUCCUGGGCACGCCGGACUACGUCGCGCCCGAGGUGCUCCACUACGAACCGCUGUCCCUGCGGACGGACAUCUGGUCGAUCGGGGUGCUCACGUACGUGCUGCUGACCGGGUUUUCGCCCUUCGCCGGCGACAACAAGCAGGAAACGUUCCUCAAUAUUACCAAAUGUUUGCUCACCUUCCCGGAGGACCUGUUUGAGGACGUGUCCGAAGAUGCCAUCGACUUCAUCAAGAGCACGCUUCGGAUCAAACCAAAUCGAAGACUGUCUGGAACAUCGGUGGCUCAGGGAAGACAGCAUCAGCCGGACUAGUGAAGCAUUGGCAGCCUCCGUCACCGCCCAAAUAGAAACGGAAUCCUACCCGACGACGAACGGUCACAUCCACAAGCAGACCAUCGAAAUCGUGCUCAGCAAUGGCCAUAGUACCACCAAUGGGUACAGUUCGUCACCGCCCUCGGAAGGGAAGUCGGAACCGAGUUCUCCUGCAUCCGAUAAGGUGACGGUGGCACCAGAAGAAGAGGUCGACGACGAGGCGGAAACCAACAAAGAGAACGUUCUAGUACAAAAUGGUGGCACUCAGCAGGCGCCACAGCCACCGCAGCUAACCAGCGUUGUGGAAAUCGUGACCGUUUCGCUCUUCCCGGACGCACCCACCACCCCAAAAGUAAGCCGCAAGGCGCCACCUUCCGAGCAGCACCAGAACCACCACCAUCACCACCACAACCACAAUCACACCCACCACCAUCACAGUAACCACAGCAACAGCAACAACAAUAACAACAACAGCAGCAGCGUCGUCGUCGUGACAUCCUCCGCGACGGCGACGGCGACGUCCCCAUCGGUCAAGGCUUACGUACAAAAGUUCCAGCAGCUGCACCAGCCGCACAACGACUCAACGGCGACCGUUAUGCUUCCGACGACGAUGGAGAACGGCUUCUGUGCCGUGGCCGCUGCCACGCUACGCUGCCUCAAGUGCAGCGAGGAGACGCCCGGCGCCGGAGUGACCAGCCGGAAGACGCUGCAACAGCCGCCGUGCGUCGGCGAAAAGGGCAUCAUCUGCUGAGAACCGCUUCCCGGGCUCACCGGGAGACCGUUGGUCCGCCGGUAGUAGUGCCCGUGGGUCGUCAGAGCAAUGCCGACGCUUGAAGCGUCGCCGCUGGUGUACUUAUGCAUAUAGUCGUCGUCAGUCAUCGUCAGACUUCUCCGUUGUAGAGAAGUGGAGAGAACAAAGCAAGCGCACGAGAAUUCAGUACAGUCGGAAUCGUAGGGAUUGUUAUGCGUCGCGUGUAUCAUAGUAGUAAUCGUAGUAAGCAGUUGCGGAUGGAUUUACGUUUUUCUUUUAUUAUUGCUUUUUGAGCGAGAUUUUUCCUCGCGUUGUUUAGUAGGAUGAACCUUUUCUUUAUUUUCUGUUCGUUUUCACCCUGUAGCUUGGAUUGGUACCUAUAUUUUUCUUUCUUUCUAUGAAUAAAUGGAAGCUUAGAUGGACAUUGGAGACUUUCAGAAGUGUGGAAAGGCUUGGGGCUUCGGGACCUAACCUCUCUUCAAUGCGUCUGUUGUAUGGGCAACCCACUGAUCAAAGUGAACAUGUGUCUUGAACUGUUAAAAUUGUUGACACAUAACCAUGAAUGAUUAUAAACUGGUGCAUGUUUAUUACCUCUGAAAGGUCAUUCAUAAUCUGAAACCGGAUUAUGCAUGGCCACUUAGAGCAUACAAUCUGAAAAGUGUUAAAAUUGCAUUCAUUGAGCCUUCCAUAAGGUGUCCCCAAUAUCUAGUUCUACUUCCUCACAACAGAUGUCGCUAUUCUGUCAACUUCCAAAGCAUUUCCCAAACCAAAUUGUUAUUUCCAUUAUUUAUUGUUUAUUUAAAUUGUCAAACAUUUGAAAACCCCCGAAAAUUUUGAGGAUAUGCUCAUAUUAUUUAUUUGACACACUUUCCCACAUUGGCUACGACAUAACCUCAAAAACUGCAACGUCAAAUUAUCACAACAACAGUGAGUGGAGCAGCAAGGUUUCUCCAUGUCCAAUGUUGGUGCCUUCAAUGUAUAAACCCUUGCGCUUUAAACAACAAAUCGAAAUCCUUCUCCAUCCGUCGUGAUCCCUCGUGGAAUCGAAGUGCUUUUUAUAGAAAACAAAAUCUAGAGAAACAAAAUGGCGGCCAAAAAUGUCCGCUCCUAUUCGAUCUACUUCGAAGCGCCUUCUAAGAGUGUUCGUGUGUGAACGCACGAUCUAGUAUGUAUGUGUGUGAAGUACGUGAAGCGAUCAGCUUAUUAAAGCAUCAGCCUGCCUUAGCUUAACGAAAAUAAAUCAAUUUUUAACGACGAAAACCCCAUAGAUGACGAAGGAGGCGAGGCGUGCGCGAGUGUGUGAGUGUAAAUAUCUGAUUUCCCAGAAGAACAAGAAGAAACCGAAACGCUGGGGAAUGUCUUUGUAAAUUAGUUACUUCCCAAACUAUGCAACCCGACAAAACAAUUGCGUUACAAAACAAAUUCGCUAACGAUUAGAUUUUUUCCUAGGUUAUAAUUUUUAAAAUAUUCAAACCAACGCUUUUAACUUAUUUGUUUAUUUGUCAAACUCUACUUUUUGUCUUUUCUAUAUUUUCCCUCUUAACAUUUUACCUAGAUCAACACCAACACAAACAAAACUACUUAGGCUAAGAAUCGUGUUUUGAGUCAACUUUCGUUUUCUAAGCGUGUACAUAUUAAAUCUAAAACUUUAACUUUUAACCCUAGUUUUUAUCAAACAAACACUGUGUAUCCCCUUUUUUAAGUUUUUAACGAACUAUGAACUUUUAAUCCUACCUGCACACACACUAUGGCGCCAAUUAGUACUACUACAGAAAGUUACUCGGUUUUAGUAAAAACCAACUGCGAAUUGAGUUCAAAACAACACUGACCUUCUAAAUUUUUCGGUUUUGUUGGCGAUAUGAAAUGCCACCGCGCCGGCAACGAGCUAAACGUAGUCCUAUCGUUACGUCCGGUAGGAGUUCUUUAGCCUGCCUGCAGUUUGGUUGUCCGGCGUGAGUUAGGAGCGAGUUAGGAAGGGUGAGCGAAAAAGACAAAUUGAUGGAAAAGCGCUCGCCCGCGACGUGUGUUAACAAGUAUGAGAAUGCUGUAUGUAAUGUAGUGAGUCGCGCAGAAAUAGACCUUAUUGUAAAACAUUAUGAAAAAUA